GAGAAAAGAAAAAAGAAAAUAUAUUACUAAACAAGUUUUUUUUGGUUUUUUGAGGUCUUAAAUUGGGAGAGAGAAAGGCAUGGCGGCGUUGCAGGGCCAGAGCUGUAAUUCGUGUGUUGCGCCUUAAAUGCUCUUACAGAGACAACAGCAGCAGCGCCAGCGGCGGAGCAAGGAAGAGAAUUGAAAGCUGCCGCCCAACAGAAGCCGACGUGUGUCCCUUGUGUCUCUCUUCCCCACCAGCUUUUUUGGCAAUUAGUCACCAACACCAAGACACUUCCAAUCAAUACAAAGAUAGAUACAAACAAUCACAUACUCAAAAUCUCCCCCCUCAUCAAAAGAAAAAAAAAAAAAAAUCCAAAAAGUUUAAAAUAUUAAACGAGUAAGAAUACCCAUUUGGAAAUUUGGGUUUGGAAUCAAAGUUCCGAGAGGGGGAGGUUUUGAUAUGGAUUUUUUGUUACAAUUGGGGUACGGGAGAGGUUUAGAGGAAGAGCAAUGGCGGGUUUCUUCUCAUUAGGAGGAAGAGGAAGCAGUGGUCAAGGAGACGAACAAAACAACCCACCAACGGAAAUCCCGCCGGAGAGUUGGCAGUUCUGGUACAAAAAUGAGGAAAUUACAUACAAGAGUUUUGAGCUAUGGCAGCAACAGGAACUCAUCCAGCGCCAUGCCCACGCAGCAGCGGAACAACAACAGCAACAAGAUCUUUAUUCAUCAGCAGCUGGAUUAGGAGUGGGGCCCAGCAGGAGCUCCAUAAACUUAUCGGAUGAUUCCUCGUCAAGAUCGGGUUUUAUGAUGAUGAGAAGCGGAGUAAGCGGAGGCAGCAUGAGCUGCCAAGACUGCGGCAACCAAGCCAAGAAAGAUUGCAUCCACAUGCGGUGCCGGACUUGCUGCAAGAGCCGAGGGCUCGACUGUCCCACCCAUGUUAAAAGCACCUGGGUUCCUGCGGCCAAGCGGCGCGAGAGACAACAGCAACUCGCUGCUUUGCCGCAACACCAACAUCAUCAGCAGCCCAAAAGACAGCGAGAAAAUCCCGCCACAUCUUCCCUUGCCUGCACUCGCUUGCCCUCGUCAGGGUUAGAAGUAGGGAAUUUUCCGGCAGAGGUGAGUCAUCCGGCUGUGUUUCGGUGCGUGAGGAUGAGUGGUGUUGAUGAUGCUGACGACCAGUAUGCGUAUCAGACGGCGGUGAACAUAGGAGGGCAUGUGUUCAAGGGAAUUCUCUACGAUCAUGGUCCGGAAGGGAACUAUAGCGUGGGUGGUGGUGAGAGUUCUUCUGGUGGAGUUCAGCCCCUGAACCUUAUUACAGCUGGUCCCACCACCACCACCGACACCGCCACAUUGGCUGCUGCUGGUGUUGGCGGUACGGUUGCUUCCUCUUCAUCAACCGUCGCGUUUCUAGACUCUUCGUCGUUAUACCCAACUCCUCUCAACACUUUCAUGGCUGGUACGCAGUUCUUCCCCAACCCGAGAUCUUGAAACUUAGAAAAAUGAAAAACCACAUUUCCCCCCCUAGUCUUUGUCAACUUUAAUGAUAUUUGAUGCUAAUGCAAACGUUCUACAUUUGAAUAUGGAAAUUUAUAUAUUCUCAUCUCCAUCUUCUCAAGUAUAUGUGUUUCCUUAUAUGUGUGCUUUUUAUUUUUUUGGGACUUCUAAGGGGUAUGUUGAAUUUCA
Rubroshorea leprosula is the source of this 1665-nucleotide messenger RNA. The record is from the annotation of a GenBank genome assembly. Lineage: Eukaryota; Viridiplantae; Streptophyta; Magnoliopsida; Malvales; Dipterocarpaceae.